This is a messenger RNA of Mycosarcoma maydis (corn smut), 1296 nucleotides long. RefSeq lists its product as uncharacterized. Gene Ontology annotation, biological process: regulation of transcription by RNA polymerase II. Lineage: Eukaryota; Fungi; Basidiomycota; Ustilaginomycetes; Ustilaginales. Gene Ontology annotation, molecular function: protein dimerization activity; RNA polymerase II cis-regulatory region sequence-specific DNA binding; DNA-binding transcription factor activity, RNA polymerase II-specific. The transcript has a single exon. The record is from RefSeq and is a predicted model, not a curated record. Bases 1 to 1296 code for a protein of 431 amino acids.
AUGGCUCCAGGCAAGAGAAAAAGCGCUGCUGGCAGCACAUCGCCUGCCGCAACAUCAUCGCGAGUGGAAGCUGAUGAACAAAUCUUCAACAAGGAUGGCACUCGUCGCAAGUCGCGCGUCCUGCGACGCAAGACGGACCACUCGAUCAUCGAGAGACGCAGAAGAGAAAAAAUCAACGAGAAGCUGGUUGCCUUGCAAAACAUCGUACCUGCUUGCCGCAAGGAGUGCCAAGACCUGAUCGAACGGAAAUUCACCACCCCUCUCCGCGCCACCGACGACAAGGAAGCCGAUAACACCUCCAACGUCAACGCCAACGCCAACGCGAGCAAGCGCGAUGCGAAGCGCAAACGUGAAGAAGACAGGUUCGACAAGGCCAAAAACGAGAUGAGCGAGAAGGUUCGCACAAGCAUGGUGCUCGAGAAGCUCUGCAUCAUCAGCCACACGCUCGACUUUGUGGUCAAGUUGCAAGAAGAAAACAAGGCUUUGCGAGCACUUUGCGACUGUCAGGCGGAGCGUCGCGCUUCGAUCAACAUCAAUGUUGAGCUAGAGGAGCACUACCGCAGUGCCCACAGCUUCGAUACGGCUGUGGAGGAAGGCAUGGAGCAAGAAGAUAUCAAACAAUCGGUUCUGUCGCCCUCUGGCUCGUCUGAUCCAGACAGUGUCAUGCAGGAGGAACAGGUAAAACCUAACAAACGAAGGCUGCAUUGGGGAAGUGACGAUGUGCGCGAAGCCUCUAUCCGUCAUGAUACUUGUCGCCACAAAUGUGGAGUCCAUGCUCACCAUGAGGCGUAUAGCCGUGAGCGCUCACUUUCACUGACAGCAUCAGAACCUGAUUUUGACACAUUCAACGAGAGCAAGUGCUCGACGACGUCGGCUUCUCGAGAGCUGUGUCGGACAUCGCUUGCUUGCAGCGCUUCUUCAUCUGACUCGGCACCGUGUAGCUCGUUCUGCAGGACGCGCCAUUCUUGCUGUCGAGAAGAAGAGCAGGCCUCAGAGCCCUCUUCUGACGCCUCGGAUGACCCCACAUCUCCUCCGCCUUGCCAGCUCAAGUGGCCUGUCAUCGCUGCUAAUGGUCACACCGGCUACCUGGGACGGCAGCGACUCCCGCCCAUUGUCCAUCUCGGCUUGCCCAAGCAUGACUCACACCUCGCUUCUAUUCGACAGGACACUUUCGCUUCGCUCUACCGCAGAGAUCUUCCGAAAGCAGCGGAACCCGCUGCUUCGAGACCAUUUCGUCCAUUGUCCCUGUACACAUCACAUGUGCCGCCUCCCACUUUGUCUCGCGUCAAGCCAUAA